AUGGCCACUUUUGAUGUGUCUCAAGAUUUAUUUAGGAAGUUGGUUAGCAUGCUUACUGAUUGGCUAAAAGCAUUAGAUGAACUUACUCAAGAAGAGGAAGGAGUUUUCAAAGCUUCACAAGAGUUACAUAAUCUUAAUGCUGACCACAAAUGCACAUCUUCAGUAGACGAAAUAAUGUAUUCAGUACGUAGUACGUAUGAAUGUAAUAAAAGUGCAAACCAACAGUUACUUCUUAAACCUUUGGAGAAAAUUUGUGCUGUACUACCUUCUAUAAAUGAUAUUUUUAUUGAGCGAGAAGAAAUUCUAAAAGAAAUCACUCAGAAAUCUCGAAAAUUCGGAAAUCAGAACCCAUUGAACAUGGAGCGGAAAUUUCCACGAAGCUUAGAAAAGUAA
Messenger RNA from Heterobilharzia americana, 393 nucleotides. The record is from the annotation of a GenBank genome assembly. NCBI's taxonomy places the organism in Eukaryota, Metazoa, Platyhelminthes, Trematoda, Strigeidida, Schistosomatidae.